GACCGGGCACUAUUGGCGAAAGCACCAACCGGAAGUGGAGCCCUGCCUGGGCUGACGCUGUCUCCAUGGCGACAGAGGGAGCUUCAGAUCUGCCAGAACGGCUGCAACGCCCAGAAAUGGCAAAUGACAAAAGGCCAGUGAGUGCUCAUGUACCUUGCAGUCCAACUUUUGAGGCAUCACAAAGAAAUAAUGAAUUCUUAACUUCAUCAUCGUCUUCAUGUCAUAACAGUGUACAAACUAUGGUAGUGAAGCAGUAUGUGAAUAAAGUCAUCACAUCUUCUCACUUACAUCAUUUGCCGAGAAAAUUUAUUUCACCCUAUGCAAAAACAGCAAUUAAAAAUACUGACAGAAAGCAAAACUCUGGACAGCCUCUGUUUGGCCCUAACAUUCAUCUGCAAUCGGCAGUGGUAUCAAGAAGGUCAGGACUUCAAGAUUGUUCCACACAUCAAACAAAAUCAGUUCAGAGCAGUGAUAGAAUAUCAAACUUAGGCAGCUACAAAUCAGACAGUACAAACAAUUUCUGCCUUAUAUCGCCAUCCAAGAGAAACAGACCUCUCAGUGCUCCAGCAGGUCAGCUAAGAUGUACACAGUUCUCUUCCUCAAGAUUCCAGCUUGCCCAGAAAGAAUCUGAAGUGCCCCAAGUUAUUAAAUGCCAGCCAAGGGUAAUCAAAGUAACAGCUUACAAGAAUGGCACAAGAAGUAUCUUUGCUAAGAUUGCUGUACCAUCCAUUAAGCUGCUGCUGGAAGAGUGCACUGAAAAACUGAAUCUGAACAUGGCUGCACGACGAGUGUUCUUGGCAGACGGCACUGAAGCACUAGAACCUAAAGACAUACCCCAUGAUGCCGACAUUUAUAUUUCAACUGGAGAGCCUUUUUUAGAUCCAUUCAAAAAAAUUAGAGACCAUCUGUCAUUAAUGAAGAAAGUAACUUGGACGAUGAAUGGUCUGGUUCUCCCUACUGGUGCCAAGAGAAGGAAAACCAAGCCUACCCUUUCCAAUCGCAUGAAGAAGCUUAUUGAGAAGUCCUCACUCAGGAUUUUGGUGUUUAAGAAUUGCUCUGGGCAGGAUGGCUAUGAGAUUAUUGCAGCACAGGACCAAAUUGAAAAGUUUUUAGAUGCUUGCACAAUAAGAAUGAAUCUUACUUCACCAGCAAAGCAUCUGUACAACAUUCAUGGAGGAAAAAUUGAAGAUCUCAUCAGUGUUCCUCUGCUUGACAAAUGCCUGCAAAAUUCCAUCACACCUUUGCGUGGACCUGUCUGGGUCUCUAAGGGAGAAGGUUUCAGCCCCUCAGGAGCAAAGAUGUAUAUCCAUGGAGUUCUUUUGGCCUUAUACCAACGAUUAAAGUCUGCAAAAAACUAUUGCAAACAGAUGGAUUUUGCCAUUGAUGGUCAGAGAGGGGAAAUCACAGAAAAAGGCAUUCUUUCAAUGACAACAGAGGAAUUAUAUUUAGAGCAAGAAAAGGUGAACAAACUGAUUGAGGAAUUGCAAGUGGCUAUCAAGAGCUACAAAGGUCACCUCUCAAAACUUGCCCCACAAUUGCAGGCUGAGCAGGAGCAGUGUGCCUCUUAUGUCUACAAACACAUUAAAAGGCUUCCAGCAAACAUUGUUCUCCCACAAGGCUUGCAGCUAAAGGUAUAUGAAAAUGGCAAAGACACAGGGGAGAUCCUAGUUUAUAUCAACAAAAAAGAGAUGGAGAAUAACUGCAGGAAUCAACCCAGUGUUAUGAUGGAGAAGCUGCUGCAUAUGAUUUAUGAAAAACUACAAUAUUCAGCAGACUUCAAACCAACAGGCCUCAAUCUUAUUCCUGCCCGGCUUUUUGAUGAGAAAGGACAAGAAAUUAAAAACCCACUUAUACUGAAGAAUGAGCAAAAAAUUUGGGUUUCUUAUGGUAAAGAUUACAGCUCUCCCUUAAACCGUGUUCUAAGUUUGACCUUUGACAGAGUGACUGCAGCUAAAAAGGAUGGUAUCACAGUUAUUUAUAAAACUCUUCUGGAUCCUAACGUUGAUCUGCUGCCUGGAUGUGACAAUUGGGAAGCUUGUACAGAAUUUCCAGGCAACUUCCAGUGCACAAACCACCAGACACUUCAAAACUUGGAAAAGGUGGACAUGAAUAGCCAUUUUAUACAGUACAAGGCCGAUCCUCAGAUAGUUUUUCAUGUCUCUGUUGCCAUGGAUAAAAUGAGGAGUACUUCCCAGAAGAAUGGACUGUCAGGAUCUAAAGUCCCAUCAACACUGUGGCCUUUGGCUAACAUGUGGCUAAUCACAAAGGCUGGAAUGAUUCUGAGUCGAGCUAUGGUACAGAGCUGUCUAGCUAUUGGUCAUCCAAUUAGAGUUGAGACAGAUGAUGGCACAUCUCUGGAAGGAUAUAAGUUAACAGUACAGAAAAGAGACAAAAGCAGCAUCUAUCAACUCUGGGGGUUUGGAAAUGAUGGUUCUAUCUAUUUAAGCGAAUUCAGGGAGGGCUUUGUUAUGGUAAAGGAAACACCACUCUUCAAAUACAUUACUGGUGGAAUAGGAGUAUUUUCUCUGAGUAUAUUUGCUGUCAAGAAGUUCCUUUUCAGUGACUGCAGUCACAUCAAGUCUCUGAAUGACAGUGUUAAGGCUUAUCCUGAGUUUGUCCUGACCUACCUAGAGGAGCUAAAUGUAAGAGAGGAGGUGACCCAGAUGGAACACCACAUCCACCAUGGGGCCUGGUCUACAGCUCAUCAGGAGAUAGAGAGCAGCUCAGCGGAAGAGGUCACUGUACCAAGCCAGAGGCAGGUUCUGCAAAAAAAUGUCAACAACUCCAAUCAGAAACAACUUUCAGGACCUUUGGACGCCCAUUUAAUGCCUGCAGGUCCCCUAAGGGAGACUAUGCAGCUGACAGUCGCACUGGUGAGGAAACUAGAAGAGAAACAUCCUAAGGCCUCAGCUCAAAGAUGGGCUAUAAAGCAUGAAGGGACAACUAAACCAGGUCAGUGGAAACAUUCCAAAGUGGAGAAUCCGCUGUGGAAUAAGCUGACAUAUAUGUGGCCUAUCCUUCCAAAUGGAGAACUUAAUGAGGAUUUUGACUGGCCAAUUGAGGGAUUGCUGGUUCCAAACAGCCCUUCACUUAAGAAACCAGCUGGCAAAAAGUCAGAUUGGUACAUACCUAUGAGACUGAGAGCUUUGCACAAUGGAGACAGAGACAAAAGCAAGGCUAUCACCAUCAUUGGACCUGAUGUUACAAAUAUGCUAAACAGACAAAAUAUUCAUCCCGAAAAGAAACAGAAAACAAAGGAGAACCAGAAAAUGCAUCCUGAUGAAGACCCUGGAAUGGAGAUAUACAAGAUAGAAUUUCGGCACUUUUUGGACAAAUGUACUGCAAUGUUGAAUUUACCUGCUGCUGCUCGAAGAUUGUUCACUGAAAAAGGCGUGGAACUCUUUCUUUUGAAAGGUCUUGAGAGAGAUGAGCUGGUGUAUGUGUCAUGUGGAGAACCGUGGAUUGAUCCACACUUGACUAUGGCUCAGCACAAAAAACGUCUCCUACUCAAUAAUUUAAUGUCAGAUAUAUCUGCAAUUCAUGCCUACUGUAUCAUGCGUAACCCUGAAAUUCUAGUUUUAGGAGUAAGGAGCAAUAUUGCUGCUGGAGCCAAACUUUGUGUGGAUAGAUGUCUUGUGGCUUUUGAAGAAGAAAAACUAACUGAGGAGCUGCAGGAAAAUCAAACAGAAGAAAUGUUUCUGAAUAUGAAAGAUGAUUCAGAUCUUAAUUCACAUGCAAAAUCACAUCUUAAAACAGAUGCUUGGCAUAUGAAAUCCAAAUAUUCCUGGCAGGAAAGUUUCUGUGAUUUUCAUGAUGAUAACAGUUUUCCGAAGGACAAGGAUAAAGAAGUCUGUGAAAAUGCAGAGUUAUUUCAGAAGUACAGACCUCAACCAAAGCUGACUGCACAAUUGCAUAAGGCUCACCAUCAGCAGUUUGAGUUUAGAGACAAACAGAUUAUAAACUGUGCAUUCCCAGGGCUUGUUUUGGGGGUACAGGAUGCUAAUCUGCAUGCUGGGACUGAAGUUGUUUUGGUGGAAAAGAAACCUGAUGAUACCAAUCAGCGCUGGAUAUGGAGAGAUCAUGACAGGACAUUUCAUUUGAUGACUGAUCCAAAUCUAGUGCUAGCAGUGUCAAUGCCCAGCACACAGCCUAGAUAUUCAAAAUGUGCUCUGGACAUGAAAAGGUGUGCUGUUGUUCUGCAGAAAUAUAAAGAAUACAGCAAUGGGGCUGCCAAUCAAAAGUGGCAUUACAUGGAAAAUGCAGGAGUAUUUAGUGCCUUUUACAGCACAGUACUGGAUCAAGAAAUCACAGCAGCAAAUCAUGCUUCUGUUUGCACAUUCUCUGUAACCAAUAGAGAAAAAAUAGACCAGCCAGGCUACUGUUUUCUUUCACCCAGUGGAAAGCAGAAGUUCAUGAUAUGUUUGGCUUGUACAAGGGCCAUAAGAGGAAAGAAAGAACUGAAAAAAAUACCCACUGGUAGCAUGUUCUUCUGUGCCUCUGGCUCUGAGGAAGCAAAUCAUUUCUCCUUGGGGCCUUUUAAGUGUGUUAAUGUGAUGAAGACUGAUUUAUCCACAUUAGAAGCCGAAAAUACCUUGAAUUAUUUAGAAGAAGUUCUAGCAUCUUUGCGGACCGAAACCUCCAUACAAACAAUCUCAGAAAAGAUCUCUGCAGCUAUAAACCAGAAAGCAGUGAAAAUAAUUGCAUACAGAAAUGGAGCUGGCUACCAAAAUGGUCAGUUAAUCAUUGCUAGCACAUUCCCUAUGCUGCUUACCAUGUGUACAAGACAACUGGAACUUACCAGGAAAGCCUGCAGACUAUACACCAGUGAUGGAAUCCUAAUGCUUACCCUACCAGAUUUAGUCACAUGGGCUGUAAAUGAGUGUUUCAGACAAAGUGACUCAGAAGAAGACUAUAAAGAGAGAACUGCAAUCACUGACAGUGCUGAAGGUGGGGCUGCACUGCAUACGGAAGCUAAGUACAUGGAGAAAGCGAAGAUAAAGUCAGAAUUAUCCUUGAUGACUCCAGACAGUUUGAACAUGAUAGAUGAUUCUUUGCUCACCAUCAUCCUCAGAAAUCCUAUAGAGGUCUGGGUUUCCUGUGGAGAACCUUUUCUACCUUUGGAUGCUUUGCAAAAGGCAGCAAGGCAAGAGAAACAAAACUGGUUAAAGAAGGACAAAAUUUUGGCUGAUCUAGAUGCUAUGAAACACAAAAUGAGACAGCUGCAAGGGCGACGAAUAAGAGCCUUUAAACCAUCCACCUUGGUGCCCACAAAAAGCCCAGUUCAGCCUAUAGUAGUAGAAGGAGGCUGGACUGAAGAAACCCAAGAAGAGAUGAAACUCAUGGAAAAUAUACAACAUACCGAGACACACUUCUCAGAGGUUCAAGCAUCACAGUUCAAAAGAAGUUCUCCAUUUUCAUCUAAAUUGCUGUCAUCCAAACACAGAUGUCUGUAUGAUCAACCAUCUGCAAAAAGAGUGUGGGCUUACCAGAAUGGUUACAAACCAAAGCAAGGAGUUUAUGCCUGGGGAAAAACAAUUUCAGAGCUGCUGGAUAACUGCACCACCAGGCUAAAUAUGCAACAGCCUGCCAAGGCUCUGUAUACACCGGAUGGUGAGCCACUCCAGUCAUGGGAUGAAAUAGAGAGAGACAUGCUUCUGGUUGUUUCUGCUGGAAGUCCUUUUCUGAGCAGAAGAGCCAUCAAGCAGCAGGUGGAAAUUAGAGCUAUUUAUGCCAGAAUCCGAAAGCAGCAAGGUCCAGAUGCCACUAAUAUUGUUGUCUCUCCUUCAGAGAAACUUAAAGGACAGGCCAAAACUCCCAGUUCACUUCUGGCUCUUACUACCGGUGCUCAUUACCAGCUCAACAACUAGAAGGGAGGAAUUGCUUUGGCUGUCAGUAAACAAGUGAUUCCAGAAGAACAGUGAAAAAAUGUCAUCAGCAAAUUAUCUGUAUUUGUUUCAAGCUGACUGCAAUCUACUGGCAUACUGUUCUGCACAAUUAAUCUGGUGUGACAUAAAAUGCAUUUCAGAAAUGCUGGAUUCUGAUGGCUGACCUCCUGUAUACAAUGCACAGAUCUUGGGAAAUCUGUUACAGUGCUUGUGCAUACAUAUGCAGUAACUGCUUUUCAAAAGUGCAUGGCAACGUGUGCUCCAUAUCUAAGGAAAUAAUUAAGUAUUGUGGCCGUGGGCUAUGUAAAUUCCAUAGCUUUCAGAAUUAGUCCGCAUUGUUGAGGGACUGGAUAAUUAGAAUGAAUUUUCAGAACCUGUUCUUGCAAAGGCUGUCUGCAGUGAUUUUGUGUUUGAAGGGAAUAGUUGCAGGGAUCAAUUCUAAAAUACAUAUAUGUAAUUUGGAGAACAAUCCUCAGUAGGAAAAAUAGCUUUAGCAUAUGUCUAUAGGUGAAGUAAUUUACAUUGAAUUGAUUAAGAAUCAUAAUUAAACUUGUUUCUAAAGAUACUUGUUUUUGUAAUGUUCUAAAGUCCACUUUUUUAUCAGGAAUGAUCUAAAAAUAAAUCAUGUUCUGAGAUUCUGCACUGGUUCCUUGCAGAAAUGAACAGCGGCAGAAAAAAAAGUGGCAGGCAAAACAUUUCACACACCAUAAUCUUCACAGGUAUCCCAAGUUCUUUGAAAGUGCUACUCCAUGAGCUGUACAAUCAGAUUUGCUUGUUGUGCUUCUGAAGACAAGUUACCAUCAUUUUUAAUGCAUAAAGACUGUCACUAAUUUGGGAAGAAAAUCUUUAUUAGGUGGAAAAGAGCCUAAUGUUGAACAUACACACACAAAAAGCCUUCACCUGAAGAAGACAGAUAGUACACCAAAGAGAAAAUUAAUUAGUGAGCAAACCAGUAGAAAAUUGUUCUUACCAAAAGAAGCUUAAGAGCCUACUCCAACACUCACUGAAGUCAAUGGUAGCCUUUCCGUUGACUUCAGUCGGUAUUGUGUAAGAGCCUAAGUUAAUAUUCCUUGCUGUUGUAAAGUCAUUUAUUGUAGCUUUACACUGUCAACCUACUACUUUGGCCUUUGGUGGGGGUGGCAUGGGGUCCAGCUAUGAGAUAGGCAGAGACUAACACAGAUUUGUUGGUCAGAAUAAGAGUCACAAGAUAGCUGUAACUAAACAUAGGCAGACACUUACUGUAGAUAUCUAGAUCUUGUUCAGUGAUGAUCAUAGGUCAGGCUUGAUAAAUAUGGGUCAGUUUGUUGGGUAGUUCCGUCUGAUGCGAAUGUAAUUUCUACUACUUUUGUACUAUUUAACAGAUGACAUUGUUGCUAACAUUCACUGAGACAGCUUUAUGAGGCUCAAUGGUACUCUGUUUGCUCUUAUUUAAACACAUUAUUGUCUUUCUUAUAGUAAUUUAGCCAAAGAUUAAAGUUAAUCAGGGAUGUGUGGUAAAGAUUUAAGAGUAUUCUUGCUUAGACAGUUAGAAAAUAAAAUUCAGUAGUCUUACAAGAAAUUAUCCAUCAUCACACAUAAAAACCUUUCUAAUUACAAAUAUAAGGGUAGAUCUUCACCUGAUGUAACUUGUUAAAGCUCCAGUGAAGUCAACUAUACUA
Gopherus evgoodei (Goodes thornscrub tortoise) is the source of this 7543-nucleotide messenger RNA. It is a transcript of the gene DCDC1, whose product is annotated as doublecortin domain containing 1. Gene Ontology annotation, biological process: regulation of mitotic cytokinesis; intracellular signal transduction. NCBI's taxonomy places the organism in Eukaryota, Metazoa, Chordata, Testudines, Testudinidae. Gene Ontology annotation, molecular function: microtubule binding. The record is from RefSeq and is a predicted model, not a curated record.